Brachypodium distachyon (stiff brome) is the source of this 1968-nucleotide messenger RNA. RefSeq names its product LOB domain-containing protein 16. The coding region runs from base 858 to 1487 and encodes 209 amino acids. Gene Ontology annotation, cellular component: nucleus. Gene Ontology annotation, biological process: hormone-mediated signaling pathway; positive regulation of DNA-templated transcription. The record is from RefSeq and is a predicted model, not a curated record. The transcript has 2 exons. NCBI's taxonomy places the organism in Eukaryota, Viridiplantae, Streptophyta, Magnoliopsida, Poales, Poaceae.
UGACCCAAUGUUGUUUCGUUAUCUUUUUUUAACGCAUUUACACAUGAAUAAAACUCUUCUGUUAAGAGCUUAUAAUUAGUUGGUACUACUAGUACAAGUUGUUUAGCAUCAGUCUGGGACAUUUUUUGAUCUACCGGAUAAAUCCAUACAUAUAUAGAGGUGUGGAGGAGGACAGAGGGAGGCGAUUGUGGAGUAUAGUGGCGUUCACGGAUGGACCAUGCAAAGUGCGGCCGUUGGUUCGUUCGGCGCGAAAUGCUUUGUUUAAGCCACCCCAGUCCAACACAACACGUAGGUACGUGCCACAAACACUCCCCUGAAUUUACAAAUACGAAAGUGCUUUUUUUUCAAAUGCAAGAUUGACCAGAGAUAGAUCGAUGACCCCUUUGUUGUUCCACCGUGCAUUUCAUAUUAGCCUUCAACUGACAAACCAGAUAUGAAAAACAUUAUACAGAAGCACAUCACAUGGACGGACAUGGCAAGCAUGCACAUUUUACCCAUUUCAUAAGCUAAUUAGUUUAAGGUAAUUUGACACAAUCCGGCUGGCCGGCCGUGUCCCUGUACUAUUCAACACAGCACUAACACGUUUGCUCCCUUCUUCUUCUUUUUUGCCACCAUCCUUUGCAUAUGCUCCCUUUGAACCAGACAAACCCUGCCCUACUUGUCCAUCAUAACUCUCCUCCCUUCUUCUUCCUCAUCUUCUCCUCCUUCACCAUCAUAUCCCUCUAUAAAUACCCAUUCCAUCUCACCCCGCACCCGCCCUGCACACACAAGCUAGCUACGCAAUCAGAGCUAGUGCAGCAGAGCAACACAGCUUCUUCUUCCUCGUCAGUGUGCAAGCAGCUAGCUAGCUCGAUAUCAUGGCUGCGGGUGCCGGCGGCGUGGGGGCGGCGGGAGCGGGGUCGCCGUGUGGGGCGUGCAAGUUCCUGCGGCGGCGGUGCGUGGCGGAGUGUGUCUUCGCGCCCUACUUCAGCUCGGAGCACGGCGCGUCGCGGUUCGCGGCGAUCCACAAGGUGUUCGGCGCCAGCAACGCCGCCAAGCUCCUGGCGCACCUCCCCGCCGCCGAGCGCUGCGAGGCCGUCGUCACCAUCACCUUCGAGGCCCAGUCCCGCCUCCGCGACCCCGUAUACGGCUGCGUCGCCCAGAUCUUCGCCCUCCAGCAACAGGUGGCGAUCCUGCAGGCGCAGCUGAUGCAGGCCAAGGCGCAGCUGGCGUGCGGCAUCCAGAGCACCUCACCGGCCGCGAGCCUGAUCAGCCAGCAGCACCACCACCACCACCAGUGGCCGGACAGCGCCAGCAGCAUCAGCGCGCUGCUCCGGCAGCAGGAAGGCAGCGGCUUCGGAGGUGCCGCAACUCUGCCGGAGCUCAUGGGCGGCGACGGCGUCACACCCAUGUCGUCCAUGCAGCAGCAUUGCAGCAAGGUCGAUGGUGGGGAGCUCCAGUACCUGGCCCAGGCCAUGAUGAGAAGCCCGAACUACUCCGGCUUCUAGAAGGACGGAUCAAACUGGCAUGCUUCGAUGAGCGAUCGACCGAUCUCGGGGCUCGGGCUACUAGCUGCUAAUGGAAUCGAUCAAUCGCCGCGAGAUAUCAGGCUAGAAUGGAAAUGAAGGGGAUGGAAUUAAUUAACUUGUACUGAAAGUUUUUAUCAGUGUUAAUUCUGAUCCUACAAGUUAUAUAUAUGUUAGAGUAUGUACUAGUGCUAAAUAAUAAUAUUACUAGUAGCAGGUUUCGAGCAAUAGAACUCUAUCCUCUAAGUGUAAUCUUGAUGCUGACCAGCCUAGUGGACUCAAUCUUGUGGAAUGAUCAAUUGAUCAGGCACAAAGUCUGAGAGAUUUAGGUUGCAGCAAGACGUACGUCUGAAAGAAACUGAGUUUUCAGAUGGAGUAAAAAGUGUAAACCACACUAGAAACUUCUGUACUGUUGCCGAGCUGCUCUUGCGAACAGAUUAUUAUAUCCUAAUCUUCUGUGCAA